AUGAGCGCAUCUGACGAUCCGAAAAGUUUCGAUUUGAAACAUUCAAAAGAUGUUGUUACGACUAAUAUUCAUGACAUUAAGGUUGAAAAAUCAAAUCUUGAAACAUCUUCAGAAAUAGCUACAACGAACAAUACUAACAAUAAUUCAAACUUGAAUUCUCGAACCAUUGUCACCAUUUCACAAGAAGAAGAAUUGUUGACAUUGAAUCAUGCAUCAGCAUCAACCACAGAAAAUUCUUUGCAGCCACAACAACUUCAUCAAGAUGAUGACAAUAAUUUUAAUUCCAUGAACAGUGGCAACAUCGAGAAUCAUAGAUUAUCCACGGAAUCCAAUACGACUACCUCAUCGACUCAUAGCAAAGCGUCAAAUUCUGGAUCUGACAUUUCAAAGCGACCAAUUGCUCCUUGGCAAGAGGAGCUGCUAAGCAAGUAUAAGAAUGAUGGAAAAUUCAAGUUUGUCACACAGACAGCAGAACAAAAACUAAGCACCAUCACCACCACACAACAACAAGCUUCAUCUCCAGAACAGCAUGCAACAUCGUCCAUGUCCACGUUGGGAUCAUCAUCAUUGACACCAACAACUGAACGAAUCGCCAAGAUUUCUCCAGGAGUUCAUCAUAAGGAAUCUGUUCGUGUCAGUGCCGAUUUCCACAACUUUUUAAACAAAUUCAAGACGAUUGAACAAAAAACAAAGGAAGAGCCGCAAGUAUUGACAAGUCCUAGAGGUCAUCACUUCUCAUCGUCGACGAGUAGAGAUACAAAAUCAGAACACCACUCUGAUCAACAACAACAAUAA
Molecule: messenger RNA, 795 nt
Organism: Naegleria lovaniensis
Lineage: Eukaryota; Heterolobosea; Eutetramitea; Acrasida; Naegleriidae
Exons: 1
Coding region: 1-795 (264 amino acids)
Source: RefSeq, a predicted model, not a curated record